Messenger RNA from Lycium barbarum (goji berry), 1299 nucleotides. RefSeq names its product rhodanese-like/PpiC domain-containing protein 12, chloroplastic. The record is from RefSeq and is a predicted model, not a curated record. The coding region runs from base 137 to 1042 and encodes 301 amino acids. Gene Ontology annotation, molecular function: peptidyl-prolyl cis-trans isomerase activity. The transcript has 8 exons. Lineage: Eukaryota; Viridiplantae; Streptophyta; Magnoliopsida; Solanales; Solanaceae.
CCAAACGACCCUGUGACAGUUUAGUUUGAACAUCAGCAGAUAUAGUUUAAGAUUCUUGCAAGUACAAAUUGCAGAACAUAGAUUUCAAUCAGUAUCUCAAUUUCUCAUUUUUUUUAUUUUAAAAAAACAACAACAAAUGUUGAGAGUUUCUUCUUCUUUGCAUGUUGUUCUACCAUCACCACUAGGUCUCUCUUUCUUGAAAUUCACAUCACAAUUAAAUCCAACUAGUCGUAAAGUAUCAUCAUUUACUCGCUUAGCUUUACUUAAUUCAAGAACCCUUUUGUCCAAUUCGCGUAAUAAACAGUUUCCAACCUUUAAAAGGGUGUUAACUAUGACGGGCCGUCAAUCUUGUUCUAGAGUAAUUACAGCUUCAUAUAGUGCUGGGAGUGGUCCUGGAGGCAGCACUGGAGGUGGUCGGGAGAUAUUGGUACAGCAUUUACUUGUCAAAGAAGAUGACCAGAAGCUUCUACUGGAGCUUCAGAAAAGAACUAGAGAAGGAGAGGAUCUAAGUGAUCUGGCCGUUGAGUAUUCUAUUUGUCCAUCAAAAGAAGAUGGGGGAAUGCUUGGUUGGGUGAGAAAAGGACAAAUGGUGCCAGAAUUUGAAGAAGCUGCAUUUAGUGCACCUCUGAAUAAGGUUGUAGGGUGCAAAACUAAGUUUGGAUGGCAUUUGUUGCAAGUUCUAUCUGAGAGGGACGAAUCUGUACUUGAACACAUCCAACCGAACGAGUUUCAUGUGAAGCUGCAAGAUCCCUCUUUCCUGGAAGAGGCUCAAUUGAUUGAUGUUCGCGAACCAGAGGAAGUGGCCCAGGCUUCUUUACCAGGAUUUCAGGUUCUUCCUCUUCGCCAAUUUGGAAACUGGGGACCAGAAAUAACAACUAAGUUUGAUCCUCAAAAGGACACUUAUGUGUUGUGUCACCAUGGCGUGAGAUCACUACAAGUUGCCAAGUGGUUGCAGACACAGGGAUUCAGGAAAAUAUUUAACGUGGCUGGAGGAAUCCAUGAAUAUGCUGUCAAAGUUGAUCCAUCGAUCCCUACCUAUUGAAGCGGGUACUCUUUGUGUCCCUGCUCUUUCCCCUGCCCGGUCCCCUGGUGACAGAGCUAAGUUUGCACGAAAGCACUUUUCCGAUUUGUCCUACAAUUUUCACUCAAACAUCCCGAGAACACAAUCAAUGUGAAUGGUUGAUGUCAGGACAUCUUUUUAUACACUAUUUUUGUAUUUCCAACAUGUCUCAAGCAUCAAAUCAUACAAUUUGCUAUGGUUUUCACCAUAUUAGUGAUAAUUUUAAAAAAUUCUCCAUA